AGCAGUUCCUCUACACAGAAUGCUUGUAUAUGUGUGUUAAAAGACAAACUUUUUCUUCUUCUUUCAGUAUCGGAUCUGUUGGUCCAAGUCCAGCUUUAAAAUGUUCGGACACAACCAAGGAAACCAGUACCCUCCUGGUUACCCAAACCAUCCUCAGCAGAUGCCAGGGGGAUACCCUCAGCAUCCUCCAGGCACUGCCCCACCACACUACCCCCCUCAGCCCGGAUACGGACCUGGACCUGGCUAUGGUCAGGGCCAAGGACACGGACCUGGACCUGGCUACGGUCCGGGCCAAGGACACGGACCUGGACCUGGCUACGGUCCGGGCCAAGGACACGGACCUGGACCUGGCUACGGUCCGGGCCAAGGACAGUGCCAUGGACCUGGACAUGGACCUGGACACGGUCACGGACAUGGACCUGGACACGGACAUGGACCUGGACCAGGACAUGGACAGUGCCAUGGACAGGGCCAUGGACAUGGACACGGACAUGGGCAUAAGCACAAGCAUAAGCAUGGUCACAAGCAUGAUCAUUGUCACAAGAAAGGAAAGGACAGUCAUGGGUGCUCCAGCAGCUCCUGCAGCAGCGACUCGGACUAGAUGACGAUUCCUGAAGGAGAAAGAGAAACGAGACAAGUUUGCACCUGGAAACCUCCAUCUUCUGACCAUAUAUCUUAUAACCAACAUGUUACUGCCUAAAUGUGUCUUUACAUCUAAUCUUUUACCUAAAAAUUUAACCAGAGUCAUUGAUUCUUUAGGCAUCCAGGAUCCAACGAUGCUGGAUAUUUGAAAAUUAUUUUAGAAUGUUAUGAUGUUAUGACUUUAAAUGGUUUGACUUUGUAUCAUCUUUUCAUAACAUUUCAAAGUUUUGGUGUAAAAGACACAUUACAGUCAU
Centropristis striata (black sea bass) is the source of this 896-nucleotide messenger RNA. Its product is annotated as fibrinogen-binding protein-like. The transcript is spliced from 3 exons. The record is from RefSeq and is a predicted model, not a curated record. NCBI's taxonomy places the organism in Eukaryota, Metazoa, Chordata, Actinopteri, Perciformes, Serranidae. The coding region runs from base 30 to 605 and encodes 191 amino acids.